GAGAGAUCGAUAUUGUUAGUGAGAAAUGGAAGGCACCUCCUGUUUCCGGCUGGCACUGGACAACAAAGCCGGAAGUCUUUCUCGUCAUACAGUCGAUAGAAGAGUCUACCAAACAUGGCGGACGCUGCUCCAGCCGGUGGACGAGGGGGUUUUCGUGGUGGUUUUGGUUCCAGAGGUGGUCGUGGAGGCCCAAGGGGUCGGGGUCGUGGUAGAGGACGUGGCAGGGGCCGUGGAGGCAAAGAAACUGAGAAGGAAUGGGUUCCUGUUACUAAGCUGGGUCGAUUGGUGAAGGAUGGGAAAAUACGCUCACUUGAGGAAAUAUACCUGUUCUCACUGCCGAUUAAGGAGUUUGAAAUAAUUGAUUUCUUCCUUGGCACCUCUUUGAAAGAUGAAGUUCUUAAAAUCAUGCCAGUACAGAAGCAAACUCGUGCUGGUCAGAGGACAAGAUUCAAAGCAUUUGUUGCUAUUGGUGACUCUAAUGGGCACAUUGGGCUUGGUGUGAAGUGUUCCAAGGAAGUUGCUACAGCUAUUCGUGGAGCUAUUGUUCUUGCAAAGCUGUCUGUUGUGCCAGUUCGAAGAGGUUACUGGGGUAACAAGAUUGGAAAACCACACACAGUGCCCUGCAAGGUCACAGGAAAAUGUGGCUCUGUUCAGGUGCGUCUCAUUCCAGCACCUCGUGGUACAGGUAUUGUGUCAGCACCAGUACCAAAGAAGCUCUUGCAGAUGGCAGGUAUUGAAGAUUGCUAUACAUCAGCUCGUGGCUCAACUGGAACCCUAGGAAACUUUGCUAAGGCAACGUAUGCUGCUAUUGCAAAAACGUACGCAUACCUGACUCCAGAUUUGUGGAAAGAGGAGCCCCUCACGAAGACACCCUAUGAGGAAUUUGCAGAUUACUUAUACAAGAAUAAUCGCCCUGUUGCAGGUUCCAAUCCUCAGCGUGAUGUAUAAGGACUCUGUAAAUUCCAGAUGGAUGAGAUUCCUUGUACAAAUGUUGCAUUUUAUAAUUUGAAUAAAUGAUACUUGAAAGAAA
Schistocerca serialis cubense is the source of this 1030-nucleotide messenger RNA. RefSeq names its product 40S ribosomal protein S2 (gene RpS2). Gene Ontology annotation, molecular function: RNA binding; structural constituent of ribosome. The record is from RefSeq and is a predicted model, not a curated record. Gene Ontology annotation, cellular component: ribosome; cytosolic small ribosomal subunit. Lineage: Eukaryota; Metazoa; Arthropoda; Insecta; Orthoptera; Acrididae. The transcript has 6 exons. Gene Ontology annotation, biological process: translation. The coding region runs from base 115 to 948 and encodes 277 amino acids.